Messenger RNA from Pteronotus mesoamericanus, 2281 nucleotides. RefSeq names its product LYN proto-oncogene, Src family tyrosine kinase (gene LYN). Lineage: Eukaryota; Metazoa; Chordata; Mammalia; Chiroptera; Mormoopidae. The coding region runs from base 293 to 1831 and encodes 512 amino acids. The record is from RefSeq and is a predicted model, not a curated record. The transcript is spliced from 13 exons. Gene Ontology annotation, biological process: innate immune response; tolerance induction to self antigen; dendritic cell differentiation. Gene Ontology annotation, molecular function: ATP binding; signaling receptor binding; non-membrane spanning protein tyrosine kinase activity. Gene Ontology annotation, cellular component: extrinsic component of cytoplasmic side of plasma membrane.
AGCCAGUUCCUCUCCAGCCGCGCUGGGCCGCCCACCGCUCGCUCCCGGCCGUGGCUCCUGCGGGCCGACGCGCUGCAGCCUCCAGCCCGCGCGGCCAGCGGGGCGGCCGCGCCACCCGCGCCCCGAGCCUGCAGCCCCUCGCCGUGCGUCCUCGGUUCCCAGUCCGCAGCACCUCUCUUCGUUGGGCCCCGGUGGGCCGCCCCGUCGCGUCCCCCGCUCUGAACUCAAGUCACAGUGGAGCGCCGCCGCGACCGCCCCCGCGGAUCCGCAACUUCCCCCGCGACCUGGAAAUAUGGGAUGUAUAAAAUCAAAAAGGAAAGACAAUCUGAAUGACGAUGGACUAGAUUUGAAGACGCAACCAGUACGUAAUACUGACCGAACUAUUUAUGUGAGAGAUCCAACGUCCAAUAAACAGCAAAGGCCAGUUACAGAAUCUCAGCUUUUACCAGGACAGAGGUUUCAAACUAAAGAUCCAGAGGAGCAAGGAGACAUUGUGGUAGCCUUGUACCCCUAUGAUGGCAUCCACCCAGACGACUUGUCUUUUAGGAAAGGAGAGAAGAUGAAAGUCUUGGAGGAGCAUGGAGAAUGGUGGAAAGCUAAAUCCCUUUCAACAAAGAAAGAAGGCUUCAUCCCCAGCAACUAUGUAGCCAAAGUCAAUACCUUGGAAACAGAAGAGUGGUUUUUCAAGGAUAUAACCAGGAAAGACGCAGAAAGGCAGCUUCUGGCACCAGGUAACAGCGCUGGGGCUUUCCUUAUCAGAGAAAGCGAAACAUUAAAAGGAAGCUACUCUCUAUCUGUCAGAGAUUUUGACCCUGUGCACGGUGAUGUUAUUAAGCACUACAAAAUUAGAAGUCUGGACAAUGGAGGUUAUUACAUCUCUCCAAGAAUCACUUUUCCUUGUAUCAGUGACAUGAUUAAGCAUUACCAAAAGCAGUCAGAUGGCUUGUGCAGAAGAUUGGAGAAGGCUUGUAUUAGUCCCAAACCGCAAAAGCCAUGGGACAAAGAUGCCUGGGAGAUCCCACGAGAGUCCAUUAAGUUGGUGAAGAGGCUUGGUGCUGGGCAGUUCGGGGAAGUCUGGAUGGGUUAUUAUCACAAUAGUACCAAAGUGGCUGUAAAAACCCUGAAACCAGGCACCAUGUCUGUGCAGGCAUUCCUAGAGGAAGCGAACCUCAUGAAGACCCUUCAGCAUGACAAGCUGGUGAGGCUCUACGCCGUGGUCACCAAGGAGGAGCCCAUCUACAUCAUCACGGAGUACAUGGCCAAAGGCAGUUUGCUGGAUUUCUUGAAGAGUGAUGAAGGGGGCAAAGUGCUGCUUCCAAAACUAAUUGACUUUUCUGCUCAGAUCGCAGAGGGAAUGGCAUACAUCGAGAGGAAGAACUACAUUCACCGAGACCUGCGAGCAGCUAAUGUCCUGGUCUCCGAGUCACUAAUGUGCAAAAUUGCCGACUUCGGCCUUGCUCGCGUGAUUGAGGAUAACGAGUACACGGCAAGGGAGGGUGCUAAAUUCCCCAUCAAGUGGACAGCUCCAGAAGCAAUCAACUUUGGAUGUUUCACUAUUAAGUCUGAUGUGUGGUCCUUCGGAAUUCUCCUAUAUGAAAUCGUCACCUAUGGGAAAAUUCCUUACCCAGGGAGAACUAAUGCUGAUGUGAUGACCGCGCUGUCUCAGGGCUACAGGAUGCCCCGCAUGGAGAACUGCCCAGAGGAGCUCUAUGAAAUCAUGAAGAUGUGCUGGAAAGAAAAGGCAGAAGAGAGGCCAACAUUUGAUUACCUGCAGAGCGUCUUGGAUGAUUUCUACACUGCCACAGAAGGCCAGUAUCAGCAGCAGCCUUAGAGCACAGGACGACCUGUGGCCCUUCUCAGGGACAGCUGCCUCAUUAAAGAAGAAACAAUAACUACUGGAUGCAUUAGUUUUCAUGUGCUAAGAUCAUCUACUGUCCCUGCUUCCUGAAAUGAGGCUAAAUUACUCAGGAAGAAACACUGUCUACAUGGAAGAGUAUCUUCUCCUCACCAGAGGAUGCCCACGGCUCUGCCCCUUGGCCUGCCCCCAACUGGCCAUCUUGCUUGGCUAGACCAACAUCUGAAUACAGUCUUCUGAGGAAAAAACACCUGUUCUACCCAAAAUACGCCAACUUUGGCCUCUUGUUUACAAUUGGAUGUGUGACUGAGAGGUUCAGAGGCCAUUUCCAUAAAUCUCAACUAGUACAACUAAACUCAUUUAUAAAAGUAAAAUAACCAGAUACCUAUCAUGGCACUUCUUUGUAUUUUCUCUAUGCUUUGGCUU